Panicum hallii is the source of this 1952-nucleotide messenger RNA. RefSeq names its product dihydrolipoyllysine-residue acetyltransferase component 4 of pyruvate dehydrogenase complex, chloroplastic-like. Gene Ontology annotation, cellular component: chloroplast envelope; chloroplast thylakoid; pyruvate dehydrogenase complex. The transcript is spliced from 6 exons. Lineage: Eukaryota; Viridiplantae; Streptophyta; Magnoliopsida; Poales; Poaceae. The coding region runs from base 307 to 1704 and encodes 465 amino acids. The record is from RefSeq and is a predicted model, not a curated record. Gene Ontology annotation, molecular function: dihydrolipoyllysine-residue acetyltransferase activity. Gene Ontology annotation, biological process: pyruvate decarboxylation to acetyl-CoA.
CCGACCGUCUUCGCCGCGGAUUGUCGAUCGGACGGUCCAGACAAGACUUGAAAGACUUGGAUCGCGAUCGCACUGACGCCAGAGAUGCCAAGCGUCGCGUAGGAUCACCUGACUGGCACCCAGGUCCCACAUGGCAGUGGGUUCCGCCUUCACCUAACGCUCCGGUUCGUCUCCCCACCUCGCGCCGCCGCCGCAGCCGCCGCGCGGGUCGCCGGAUUCCGCCGCCCCCGCGUUCUCCCCGCCCCUCCCGAGUCCUGACUCCUCAGAAGUGGUUCGUUUCUUCGGGGACCAAUCCCCCCGCGGAUCAUGGCGUCACUGGCUUCCCCCUCCCUCUCCCUCCACACCGUCCCGGGGCGGGCGCGCCUUGCUGCUGCCGCGGGGGCGCCACCGCGGCGGCGGAGGGUGGCUGUAGUGCGGGCGAAGGUGCGGGAGAUUUUCAUGCCGGCGCUGAGCUCGACGAUGACGGAGGGGAAGAUCGUCUCCUGGACCGCCGCCGAGGGGGACCGCGUCGCCAAGGGCGACCCCGUGGUGGUCGUCGAGUCCGACAAGGCCGACAUGGACGUGGAGACGUUCCACGACGGAAUCGUCGCAGCCGUCCUCGUCCCGGCCGGCGGGACCGCGCCCGUGGGAGCCCCCAUCGCCCUCCUCGCCGAGUCCGAGGAGGAGGUCGCGCUGGCGCAGGCGCGCGCCCAGGCCCUCUCCCAGGGGCCGAGCCGGGAACCCCAUCCACCCCAUGCCGUUGCCGCUGCCGCCCGGGCGCCACCUCCUCCAGCGCCAGUGGCGGCUCCAGCGACAAAAGGCAUUGCGACGCCUUACGCCAAGAAGCUCGCGAAGCAGCACAGGGUGGACAUCGCCGCUGUUGUCGGUACGGGACCACACGGGCGCGUCACGGCGGCUGACAUUCAGGCAGCUGCUGGCAUCAAUCCGAAGCCAAAGGUCGCUCCACCUCCACCUCCACCUCCACCCGCACCCCCUGCCGCUGUUCGCCCUGCGCCUCCGAUGGCCUCGGGUGCAGUGCUGCCACCACUGCCCGGUGGCAGGGUGGUGCCGUUCACAACAAUGCAGGCGGCGGUGAGCAGGAACAUGGUGGAGAGCUUGUCAGUGCCAACGUUCCGGGUUGGCUACUCCAUGACCACUGAUAAGCUGGACGCUCUCUAUGAAAAGGUUAAGUCGAAGGGGGUUACAAAGACAGUGCUGCUGGUGAAGGCAGCAGCCAUGGCGCUAACCCAGCACCCUGCUGUAAAUGCUAGCUGCAGAGAUGGAAAGAGCUUUAGCUACAACACUAAUGUGAACAUUGGAGUGGCUGUUGCACUCGAGGGUGGUCUUCUUACGCCUGUCCUGGAGGAUGCUGAUAAGUUGGAUAUAUAUCUGCUUGCACAAAAGUGGAGAGUUCUGCUCAAGAAGGCACGCACCAAGCAACUACAACCAAAUGAAUACAACUCAGGGACAUUUACGCUGUCCAAUUUGGGUAUGUUUGGGGUGGAUAGAUUUGAUGCAAUCCUUCCAGCUGGUCAGGGAGCUAUCAUGGCUGUUGGAACAUCAAAACCUACUGUGGUGGCUGAUAAGGAUGGUUUCUUCAGUAUCAAGAGUGAAAUGCUGGUGAACGUUACUGCUGAUCACAGGAUUAUCUACGGUGCUGAUUUGGCAGCAUUCCUGCAGACGUUUGCAAAGAUUGUUGAGGAUCCUGAAGGCCUCACAUUGUAAAGAAAGUCCCAUAUGACGGUUGUAUGAUUUCUUUGAUUCCUAAUUGGGAGACAAUGCCAGUAAAUAAUAAUGCUAUGUAGGUAUUAAAAGAAGAAUAAUGAGCCACUACUUAAUUUUGUUUCAACAGAGAACUUUGUUUCUAGUUUGUAUACACUUCCAAAUCAUGGACCUGUGUGUUAUCAAUUUGGGUAUACCUUUUUCUUGGAUGCAGAUCCUGAUUCAAGAAAUAAUAAAUAGUAUGCACACUA